This is a messenger RNA of Camellia sinensis, 1964 nucleotides long. RefSeq names its product acyl-CoA. The record is from RefSeq and is a predicted model, not a curated record. NCBI's taxonomy places the organism in Eukaryota, Viridiplantae, Streptophyta, Magnoliopsida, Ericales, Theaceae.
GUCAGCAUCUUCCCCUCGCACCAGCAGCCGAUUUUAUUAUACCGACAGAGAGAGCGUCCGCGUUUGUGCCGAUCAUCGUCACUCUCAGUCUCAGUUUCAGUUUCAGUCUGACUCUCUCUCUCUGCGAUUUCGAGAGAGAGAGAGUUUGUGUGGAGCCAUGGCAGUAGCAGCAGUAGUGGCGAUCUCCAAUACUAACCCUUUGCCUUCUCCAUUUCUCGGACACAUACCCUUUCAUCUCGGACAAUCACCAUUUGGACAUAGUGUCCAGAAUUUGGUUCACACAUCUAAAAGGACUACAACUAACGCACUCUUUUGGGGACCUAGGAAAGCUGUGGAGCGACCUGAUACGGAUCUUUCGCUUGGACAUUUCACUUUGACAGGGUCAGGCUCAGAGGGAGUUUCUGCAAGCUCAGGCAAGCCUCAAAAGGUAUCAGUUUCAGUGGUAUCUUCAAUCUCAGAGGUUCCUUCGCAUGAUUGGGAUGCAUGCAACCUAGAUUCUACGGGUCCUGAAAAAUUCAAUCCGUUUCUUUCCCAUGGUUUCCUUUCUAGCUUAGAGGAGUCGGGUUCCACUGCGAAGGAAACAGGAUGGAUACCACAGCACAUCAUUGCUCAGGAUGAACAUAAGAACAUAUUAGGUGUUGCUCCACUUUAUCUUAAAAGCCACUCUUAUGGUGAAUAUGUUUUUGAUCAUUCUUGGGCAGAUGCCUAUUACAGUUAUGGUGCAAGAUACUAUCCAAAGUUACAAUGUUGUGUACCUUUUACUCCAGUAACUGGUCAAAGGGUCUUACUCCGUGACACGCCAUACAAAGAUCAGGUUUUCGACAUUUUAGUCACUGCAAUGAAGAAUCUGACUGACAAGUUUCAGGUUUCAUCAUUGCAUGUUACUUUUCCAUCAGAAAGUGAAUGGCACAGAAUGAAGGAAAAAGAUUUUCUGCAGAGGAUUGGAAUGCAGUACCACUGGAAAAAUCGCAAUUAUAAGGAUUUUGAUGAGUUCUUGAUGGACAUGAAGCAAAGUAAAAGGAAAAAUAUUCGUCAAGAGCGCAAGAAGAUUUCGGCUCAAAAUUUGACUAUGAAACGCCUACGAGGAUACGAAAUUAAGGCUAGGCACUGGGAUAUUUUCUAUAAGUUCUACAGGAACACAACUGAUAACAAGUGGGGUAGUGCUUAUCUAACAAGAGAUUUCUUUCAUGACAUGGGAUCAAAAUUGGGAGAUAAUGUACUACUUGUUGUUGCUGAAGAAGGCGAUGAGCUAGUUGCUGGAGCUCUUAAUCUUAUCGGAGGAGAUACAUUGUUUGGGCGCAUAUGGGGAUGUCUCCCUCGAGUUUAUUAUCCAAGUUUGCAUUUUGAAGCCUGUUAUUACCAGGCAAUAGAAGCAGCUAUUGAACUUAAUCUUGACAAGGUAGAGGCCGGAGCCCAGGGUGAGCAUAAAAUUCAGCGUGGUUAUAUGCCAGUGACAACUUAUAGCUGUCAUUACAUUGUGAACGAAGGAUUUAGGAAAAUAUUGGAGGACUUCUUGGUGCGAGAAACAGCACAGGUUAAGCAUGUUAUAAAACUACUACAUGAUUCUGGUCCUUUUAAGGACGGCGCACAGUAGGAGCUGAACUACAGGGGGUCGCCUGGCAUAAUGAAUCAAGGAAUUAGGAUAUCAUUGUUUGUGGUUAGAAGACUUGAUAAUCAUCGACUUUAUGACCAGUUGGACUGUUCCAAAUGACAAUUUGAGAUUAAAGGGGUGCUGGUGGUCUUCGGUGGGACAGAAAAACAAGUGUUAAAAAAAACACCACUUCAAGCUCUUUUAAGGAGCUGACUAUGGAACAUUACAUAACUGUGUAUAGAAAAAGGAAGAAGAUAUAGCUGUACAUAUCCCUCCCCCUCUAUUCACAUUACACGGUAGAAUUGCAUUCAAGGCUUUUGUAUAUAAUCAUGAUAUGAUGACAUUAGACUGCAAAAGCACUUUAUUUUAAAGA